This is a messenger RNA of Lymnaea stagnalis (great pond snail), 1674 nucleotides long. The record is from the annotation of a GenBank genome assembly. NCBI's taxonomy places the organism in Eukaryota, Metazoa, Mollusca, Gastropoda, Lymnaeidae.
AUGAAUGAAACUGAAGAAUGCAUUCUAGAUGUGGGUAGCGGAUUCUUCAAACGACCUAUUGGCGGAACCUCAAAUAACAAUGGGAAUCCUUACAUCACGGAACUCAAAUACAAAAAGCGAAGAUCUAAGUCCAAAAGGAAUGAUGGAAAAAAUUAUCCUGUGCUACCUCCUUGUAAGUGUACCAAACGUAAGUGUGCAGAGAAAUUUCCUGAACUUGAAAGGAAAGCAGUCAAUGGCAUGUUUUGGGGCCUAGAUGGUUACAAUGAACGUAAACAGUGGAUUCUAGAACAUAUAAAGCGGGCUGAUAUUAAAAGGCGGAUAGCAUCACGUGAAGGGCCUCCUCGAAAGCUAGAGAGUCGUUGGUACUAUCUGCCUGAUGGUAAAGGCAAUUUGGUUGAUGUUUGUAAGGCAUUUUUCCUGCGAACUCUCGGCUAUAAAUGGGACAGUGUCAUUGACACUAUCGGCAAGACAACACCCAAGGGAGACAAACAUGUUGUCCCAGACAGACGGGGAAGAAAACCCCCGCCACACAAAAUUUCUGAAGAGGCAGUGAGCUCGAUGACACUAUACAUAGAAUCUGCUUGUCAGACUUACCAGCCUUUGUACCAGCAAAAGAACCUUGGCCACAAGGGAGGCAGCAAGACAACUACUGUCAGUUUAAUUCCUUAUGGUCUAACUAUGAAGCAACUAUUUGAAGAUUACAAAUCUAAACAUCCCAACCAUACAUUUGGCUACGAGAGCUUUAGAAAGGUUUUCAAGCGCGUUCAUGCCUCGAUAGUGGCCAACCUUCCACCUAACCUAGAAACUGAAGAAGAAUCAGAGCCAGUGUUUUCUUCUGCAUCAAGAUCUUUUGAGCUUAAUUACUUAGCACCAGCCAACAUUGAAACAAGGCAAGAUUGCCAUAAGGAACCAACUCAUUCUGUAGCAAACACCCAGCCAUUUCCAAGCUUGAAUCAAUAUGCACCAUCACCACCACUUCCUCAGCCUCAACAACAACCCAUGUCAAUUAAUAACCCAAGUGAGAGAAAAAGUUGUCUAUACCAGUAUGCCAUCUUACCGCUGGAAGCCCAACAACAAGGCUUUCAAAUGCCAGAAAAUGGACCGGAGUCACUUCGAUACAACACAACUGAACAGGAUACAUUUUUAAAAUAUAAACACAGCAUUUAUGGUCCACAAGCCAACAUGGCGGUCCAACCAAGUCAUUUUCCUCAAAUGUCAGAGCCAGUGGGUUACCCGGUAAACAAUAACCCAUGUCCAGACGUUGUUGAUCCUGUUACAAAUGGGGCUCAUAAUCAAUUUCCUUCUUACUUCAUUCCCAACCCUGAACCCUUACGACGUCAGGCCUAUCACCAAAUGGCAUCUCAGUAUCAAACUAUUCUUCAUCACAUAGCAGAGUCCAGCAGAUUUUUUAAUUAUGGCAGCUUCCCACCAGCAGAGGCUACAUGUCAGGCAGCACAGGAGAAACCAUAUCACUUCAGCAACCGACCAGAAUACCCAAGAGACAACAUUAUCCCUUACAACCCAUCAAAGCAUUCCCAGAACUACGAAGCUCCAUCAAUGCCUGUAUCUUACAGUCUUAACUGCAAUCUUCCCCACACUAGCAGUCAGUCCCAUGUCCCCAAUAUGGUUCUGUCUCCAUACUCUGAUGAAAAUGACAACAGCUUUCUGAAUGAC